Culicoides brevitarsis is the source of this 867-nucleotide messenger RNA. RefSeq lists its product as uncharacterized. The record is from RefSeq and is a predicted model, not a curated record. NCBI's taxonomy places the organism in Eukaryota, Metazoa, Arthropoda, Insecta, Diptera, Ceratopogonidae. The coding region runs from base 160 to 666 and encodes 168 amino acids. The transcript has 2 exons.
UCACAGUGGUAGCAUUUCGUAGCAAAAACCUAACAGACGCUUCAAUGUUUACACUUUAAUUUAAUUUUGUUUGAAAUUUGACCCAUUAAACUAACUUUUAUUCGAUUUAAACUCUUUAAAUUUCGUGUAAACCUUCAAAUAUUAUUUUUUUUUAUCGCUAUGUUUGACACAAUUUUCCAACAAUGUUUAAUUCAUGUUUGUUUGGCCAUGUGCAUCACAACAUGUGGUCGCUUAAUAUGCGAAACUGACUGCUGCCUUUGCUGCAUUUUGCAUCGCCGCGAAAAACCCUACAUUGUCACGAUUGAACAUCCGGUCGAUCCAUUCAAAUGCUUAGUGAGCAUCAAAAACAAAAGCAAAACCAAGAUUCGACGUUUCACGAUUCAACUUCAUCGAAAAAAUUUGGGUUUCCGUUUGACACCAAUCACCGCUGGAUCUGUGAUCGAAUCGCGGGAUGAUUUUUGGCAUCGCGUGGAAAUAAAGCCGCAACAAAUUUUCUCGUUCGAAUUGGAAUUUGUGCCGACAACCAAAGAAAAGUUUGAGACGAAAGUGCGUUGUAUUGUCUGCUACGUGAACAAAAACUACGAAGAUCGGGAUGUUCAAGCGAUUGUCACUGCCGACGAAAAUGGCUUGAAAAUGUCGAAAUUUAUGAAAUUGAGUGAUUGGUGAAAAAGAGGUUUUUUUUAAUUAUUUUUUUAAUGGUUCAUAAAAAACGUGAUUUUUCCACAGAAAAUUGUCUUUUGAACCACUCAAAAGUCCGCAGCGUAGUCUUUUUAUUCGUUUUCGUGUAAGAGCAAUUUAAUUUGUUGUUGUCUAAAAACUUUUUCUUGGCACUCGGUGUCUUUCAUGGGAUGACAUUGACUUUAACGA